UCCGUAUGAAGUGAGCGAUGCUCCAUGCAGCAGUUCCGUCCAAUCAAUACUCUACAAUCAAUAGUCUGAGACUUUAAUGUUGUAAACCCGCUUCGCCCGACAACACUUCAAACUCCACCCAUCCAUCUUUGCACCGCUCUGCACCGCCCGGGCUACCUCACAGCUCAAAGUGCUGCACGGUGUGGGAAUAAGCUUUUCUUUUGAAGUUCUACAAGUUGCUAUGUAGAAACUUAUCGAUGGGGGAUUAUUAUACGUACUAAAGGGGCCCCAAGUGCAUGCAAUGGAAGUAAAGGUGUCACAGGCUUUUGGCAGCUCCUCAGCAUCAUGUCAUCAGGACAACUAUAUGUUCGUGCCCCUGCUGGAGAGUCGGGCCUCCAGCUCCUCUGGAACCGACAGGAAUCUUCCCAAUCCCACCAUCAGUCACUCAGUGUCCUGGAGCUCCUCGCUUGCCAACAGUUUCCACUCUGGAGACACAGAGUCCGACCAACACUCCUGCAUGCACAACAGCAUCAGCGAGAUCCUGAAGGAGAAGAGCCUGAAGCCAUCUCGCCGCAGCCUGCCCUGCCUGGCCCAGAGUCAGACUCAUCCCAUCAACCUCAACCACUUUCUCUCUGUGCCUCUGAGCCCAGAGCCCAAACCAGAAGUCGAGGUUCUGACUCAGAGUAUCAGCACUUCCUGCAGCCUGCUUCCCCCACAAACAGCAGUGGAUGGCAAGGAUCACUAUGUGGAGGAGUCAGAGGCAACUACGUGCGAAACAAGGGCAGACGAAUCAUUCCUGCUGCAAAAGCCUGUCACCCGUGCUAAAUUGGAGGCUCGCACAGAUUCACUUCAGGGAAAGAAUCCAGCUGAUUCCUCUGGGCUGUUUUUCCGAGAUGGGAAAAAGCGCAUUGACUACAUCCUGGUUUACAAGAAGUCCAGUCCACAGGUGGAAAAGAGGUGCACCUUUGAGAAGAAUUUACGGGCUGAGGGUCUAAUGCUGGAGAAGGAGCCCUCCUUGACGAACAACGACAUCAUGUUUGUGAAGGUUCACGCGCCUUGGGAUACGCUUUGCAAAUAUGCAGAGCAGAUGAACAUCCGAAUGCCUUUCAGGAAAAAAUGUUACUUUACAGACUGGAAGAGCAAAGCCUUGGGCAGCAGGUUUCAUCUGAGAUGUCGUCAGAUAAAAGGCUGGCUGCCCAAAAAUCCCAUGAAGCUGGACAAAGAGGCCUUGCCUGACCUGGAGGAAACUGACUGCUACACAGCACCCUUCAGCAGAGCACGCAUGCAUCACUUCACUAUCAGCAAUAGAGGGACCUUCUUUUCCAAUUCCACCAGAAGCAGAAUAGUCCAUCAUGUUCUGCAGCGCACCAAGUAUGAGGACGGAAAAUCAAAGAUGGGUAUCAACCGGUUAUUGGGCAACAACACAUAUGAGGCUGCAUUUCCUCCUCAUGAGGGUGGUUAUAAGAGCAGACAUCCAAUUAAGACACAUGGUGCCCAGAACCACAGGCAUCUUCUGUAUGAGCGCUGGGCCCGCUGGGGAAUAUGGUACAAAUACCAGCCUCUGGACCUCAUCAGGAGGUACUUUGGUGAGAAAAUCGGCCUUUACUUUGCGUGGUUGGGCUGGUACACCGGCAUGUUGAUCCCUGCCGCCCUGGUUGGCGUUUUCGUCUUCCUUUAUGGUCUCUUCACGAUGGACUCAAGCCAAGUCAGUAAAGAAAUUUGUGAAGCCAACACUACCAUGUGUCCUAUGUGUGAGGACUGUGAUCCGUGGAAGCUGAGUGACAGUUGCGUCUAUGCGAAGGUGACCCAUCUGUUUGAUAAUGGCGGCACUGUGUUCUUUGCUAUCUUCAUGGCUAUUUGGGCCACAGUAUUCUUGGAGUUCUGGAAAAGGAGGAGAGCAGAACUGACUUAUGACUGGGAUCUCAUUGAUUGGGAGGAGGAAGAGGAGGAGCUGAGGCCUCAGUUUGAAGCCAAGUACUCCAGGGUGGAGAGAGUCAACCCCAUCUCCGGCAAGCCCGAGCCUUUCCAGCCCUUCUCAGACAAACUCAGCCGGCUCAUGGUGUCUGUGUCCGGAAUAUUCUUCAUGAUUUCUCUCGUCCUGACAGCCGUGUUUGCUGUGGUGGUUUUCCGUCUCAUUGCGAUGGAGAAGUUCGCUUCACUCAACUGGUAUUUUGUGAAGAAGAACUGGCAGUUUGCCACCUCUGGCACUGGUGUCUGCAUCAACUUUAUGAUCAUCAUGUCUCUCAAUGUGGUGUAUGAAAAGGUGGCCUACCUGCUGACAAAUUUAGAGCACCCACGGACGGAGUCUGAGUGGGAGAACAGCUUUGCUCUGAAGAUGUUCCUGUUCCAGUUUGUAAAUUUGAACAGCUCUACAUUUUACAUCGCUUUCUUUCUUGGAAGGUUUGCUGGCAGGCCUGGAAAAUACAAUAAACUCUUUAAUCGAUGGAGGCUGGAGGAGUGUCACCCAAGCGGCUGUUUGAUUGAUCUGUGCCUGCAAAUGGGAGUCAUCAUGUUCUUCAAACAAAUCUGGAACAACUUCAUGGAGCUCGGUUAUCCUUUGCUGCAGAACUGGUGGUCUCGUAGGAAGAUGAAGAAAGGAGGUGGUGGAGGGCAGAAUGUAGAGAAUAAAUCCCAGCUUCCACAGUGGGACAAAGACUGGAAUCUGCAGCCGAUGAACGCCCAUGGACUGGUCGAUGAAUACCUUGAAAUGGUUCUCCAGUUUGGCUUCACCACCAUCUUUGUAGCAGCUUUCCCGCUGGCUCCCCUCCUGGCUCUGCUUAACAACAUCAUUGAGAUUCGCCUUGAUGCCUACAAGUUUGUCACUCAAUGGAGGAGACCCAUGCCUGCCCGAGCCACUGACAUAGGUAUCUGGCAUGGGAUUCUUGAAGGUAUCGGCGUGCUGGCAGUCAUCACCAACGCCUUUGUCAUUGCCAUCACCUCUGACUACAUCCCACGCUUUGUUUACGCCUUUAAAUAUGGUCCGUGUGUGGACAAGGGACACCACCAUAAGAAUGAAUGUUUGCGAGGUUACAUGGACAGUAGCCUGUCUGUGUUUGAAAUGAAGGAGACGAACAGCAGCCAGACUAGAUACUGCAGGUACAGAGACUACAGGGCACCGCCCUGGAGCCAGGUGCCGUACGAAUUCACCCUGCAGUUUUGGCACGUCUUGGCUGCCAGACUGGCCUUCAUCAUCGUCUUUGAGCACCUGGUGUUUGGGAUCAAAUCCUUCAUAGCGUACCUUAUUCCGGACAUGCCAAAGGGUCUCUGCGAUCGUAUGAGGAGGGAAAAGUACCUGAUGCAGGAGAUGAUGUACGAAGCCGAACUGGAGCACCUGCAGAAAGAGAGAAAGAAGAACGGACGGCGUUAUCACCACGAGUGGCCUUAGCUUCACCCCUCACAUCCCCGCUACACGCUGCACUGCCCUCACCUCACCUCACAGGCACAAACAGCCACCUGCCUGCUUAUUUAUGUAUUUUAGCUUUGAGAGUCUAGCUUCACUCGGCUGAUUCUGUACACCAAAGACGCCCUCUUUACCACACAGAUCCUCCCACAAACCUGUCUGGCUGCAGGUCCUGGUCCUGGUCACUCCUUAACCAUCUGUUCCACGUUCAGGAUUGGCGUAGCUCUUGGUUUCUGGCUCUGACCCCUUCUGCCCCGCCCUGAACCCUCACCUGGCUUGAACCAGCAGUUUGCCCUUGUCUGUGCUUUGUCAUGGCUUCACUGGAAAAACCUGUGCAAUUGUAAUGUUUACUAUGCAGAUCAAGGGCUGCAGAUCACCACUGUUCACUUCUGGCACCCAUCCUGCACUCUCUCUCUCUCUCUCUCUCUCUCUGUGGCAGCUAGCACCCCCGCUUUGACUCCGCAGCUUGGUGCAGCAUGGCCGUGUUUUUUCAGCGGAGCCACCGUUCUGCUGGUUAUGUGACAGAGCUUCUGCGGCACUCAGCGUUUCUUGUUGCAAAAAGUGAUUCUGGUGAUGUGGCUACCAAAUACAAUGCACACUGUUCUCGCAAAGCAACUAUAUAUUGCCCUCGAAGCAUGCUGAUUAAUAUUUGCGGCCAUUUCGUGAACUGCAAAGUAAAAACAAACAAAAAUAGAAAUGACUGCACUCAUCGUGGAGGAUGUUAACAUCUAUUUAGUACGUCUGACAAAGGACUCAAAACAUAUAAAGUGCAUGGUAAUAUUGUUUUAGACCUUUUGAUAGACAACGCUCCCGUCUUGAUGCCUGGUUCACGUGUGUCUGUACUCAGUGUGAGCUGUGUGUUAAUCUCUGUCUGUGCUACUGCUGAGCUUGACUGUCUUGAGUUGAGGAAAUGUGAACUUUGUGCGAUUUGAUUGUGCCUACAGUUGUGCUCACCACAAUUGUGUCACCGACAUCACGUGUGCCUGUUUUGUGCUGCACGUGCUUUUUCUCAAGUGCAAGAAAUAUUCUCUCUCCUCGUCCUGUUUGUCCGAUCUCCUGUAAAACUUUCUGAACUCUCCUGUGUGGAUUAGUUUUGGAUGCGAGUCACACCACAGUACCUACUCGGGUCUCAGCUAAUGGCACUGAAACAUGCCGACGGUGUACGCUGUAAUGCGACUCCCAUCAUGAACAAUGUAUACACUCACAUGCAGGAGCCGCAAAAUCUGCUCUACUGUUCUGCACUCGCAGCCUGUUUUUCAUUUGCUGUUGGAAGCCCUGAAGCGUGGUUGAAAGUUGAAUCACUUGGACAUACCUGUGGCUUGGAUGUUCAGUAUGCAGAACAUCCAUCCACUGUUCUUUACUUACAAAGUACACCCAACAUUUUAAGUUCUAGUUCUUCACUAAGCACAUGGUCAGAUGCUGCUUUCUGACCUUUAUUGAAGUGAAACUGGGAGAGAAUUGGGGGUUUGGUUAAAUGCAGAGUCAUGACAUUGCCUUGUGUUGCGGUCAGUUCUGAUGUCUCAGGAAAACAGGCAGCAUGAGUGACACAUCCAUCUGUGCGGCUGAGUCAGGAUCAUAAUCAUUUCCUGUUUCAUUCAUAGUGAGAUGGAGAGUUGGCGAGAGAUGGCGCGCGUGGAGCAGACUGUAUUAAUGAGGGAUUUUUUAUUUUUAUUUUGUAGGUAUAGAACUUCAGUAUAGGUCAUGUUGAUCAUAUCAUAGUAAAUAAGAUAUAUAUGCACAGUAAAUGUAAAGAUUACACCAAUCUAACAGCUGAAGAUAAAGACUAUCACUACCCUGAAUGCAUCGUACAACACUGGAAAACAUAUUUAUCAUUAUAAAAGAAGUGUACAUUAGUUACAUUUGUUUAUUUAUUUCAUUUACUGGUCUUUGUAUAUACAUGUCAUGAUGUAUGUAAUGUUUUUAUACUUUUUAUUUCAUGCUAUCAGUAUGAGUUCACCUGUUUUCACCCUCAGAUAGACAAAGUAACGUCCACAUUUCUCAGGUGUCCUCUGAAUGUUUGCAAACGAUCAACUUUUUAUCAUAUUUUCUAAGACGCACUCCCGCUUUUUUCAGAUAUAUAUUUUUGCACUGCAGUGCUUCUGCUUGACGGUAAUGCACACUCACAGAUCAAAGCAUGUCUGGUUCUUUGGGUUUAUUUGUUUUUUUUUGCAUAAUCACAGGAAAUAUAUUAGAGCUGCCUCUUGGAAAUCAUGGAAUACAAUCACACAGUUCAUUAUAGAGACGUAUUGAGAAGGUUGUUGAUUAAGAAGCAUUGAAGAUUUCAUAACGUUCAAUCCAAUGAUGAUCCUCAUUUCAUUCACAAGAGAGAGAUAUUUGUUUUUAACUCUUGUUCCAAUGCUUAAGAAACUAGUCCAGGUUUUCACGAUAUCUUCCCUGCUAUGUGAACAUUGAAAAUCUAUGCAUGUUGUUAUUCUUCUGAGUGCUACAUUUAUUUUGAACAUAUGCAGAUGUAAAUGUACUGGUACAUUUGUACUGUAGAGUAUGCAUGACUUAACAGCUGCUUUGAGCAGAGCUAACUUCUGUAAAGUUGUCUUAAACAUAUCACCUCCCUUUUUCAGUGUUGAUCAUUUUUGGAGGUCCAGAUACGACAUUAUGUUUCUUGAUGUGGCAGAAUUUUAUACUGUAAGAGUAUUUUCUAAACCAUAGCUUGGACUCUAGACAGAUUUAUAUAAUCUGUCCUGGAUAGUCUGAUUAAAAACUAAAGACGUGCUCUGUUUGAACACUCAACUGGGGAUUAGAAAUAUGUUUUACCACCUAACAGCUGAAGAGUUUAAUCUAAUGGCAUUGGGGUAAUUUUGAAUGAAUGAAUAACUACAUGACCUUGGAUGUUUGACAUGCCCGGCUACUAAUCAUUUCCCAGUGGAUCUUUUUUCCUGCUAUCCUCUCCUCUUUAAGAGCAUCAGUUCACUUUCUCACUAAUACAAAUGCUGCACAGUGGUGGAAAGGUGUUUCUUAUGCCUUCUACUGUUGGCAAUAGCACAAUAUGGGGUUUUGCAUCAUGAAUAAUAACAGCAUGACCUUGCACAUCUCUGAAAACACAGCAGUCUAAAGGGGGAUUAAGCUUUCUGUUCCAUCCUAUGCCUCCUAAUAGGAUUGUGCUUGAGCAAGUGAUGUACUUGACGUUGAAGCACAGUGACAUUAGACGAUAGAAUUAACUGUACAAUAGGAUGGUAUCAGUCGUGACAUGAAGUGUAUCAAUAACAUUGUUUACUUCGUUCCUGUUUACAUGUAAAAACAUAUUGAAAUGUAUAAAAAUAAUGUAACAUAAAAUAAUUUGGAUAUCACUCUUUUCUGUAAUAAACCAUGGAUUGUAUCUUU
Messenger RNA from Larimichthys crocea (large yellow croaker), 6718 nucleotides. RefSeq names its product anoctamin 3 (gene ano3). NCBI's taxonomy places the organism in Eukaryota, Metazoa, Chordata, Actinopteri, Sciaenidae. Gene Ontology annotation, cellular component: plasma membrane. The record is from RefSeq and is a predicted model, not a curated record. Gene Ontology annotation, molecular function: chloride channel activity; protein dimerization activity. The coding region runs from base 281 to 3364 and encodes 1027 amino acids. The transcript is spliced from 26 exons. Gene Ontology annotation, biological process: chloride transmembrane transport.